Molecule: messenger RNA, 1349 nt
Organism: Scleropages formosus (Asian bonytongue)
Lineage: Eukaryota; Metazoa; Chordata; Actinopteri; Osteoglossiformes; Osteoglossidae
Gene: arpp19a
Product: cAMP-regulated phosphoprotein 19a
Exons: 3
Coding region: 168-524 (118 amino acids)
Cellular component (GO): cytoplasm
Molecular function (GO): protein phosphatase inhibitor activity
Source: RefSeq, a predicted model, not a curated record
GAGAGUUUGUUCCGAUAACGGGCGCAGAGUGACGUAGUGAUCCGGCCGCCAUUUUUCCCAGCAGGAAGUGACUGAGCGUUUGAACGAAAGAGGCGUUGGGAAGCAGUGCUCGAAAAGCAAUAACUAGUUAAUUUCAACUUUUUUUGGCUUUCUCUUUAUUUUCAAUUAUGUCCGAGGAAGUUGAAGAAACCAAAACUCCCGAGGAAGCGUCGACCGAGGAGCAGAAGCCGGAAAUGGAUGACAAGGUGAUCAGUCCAGAGAAGGCACAAGAGGCUGAAUUAAAGGCCAGGUACCCCAAUCUUGGAUCUAAGCCUGGGGGUUCUGACCUCCUCAGGAAAAGACUUCAGAAAGGGCAAAAGUACUUUGACUCUGGUGAUUACAACAUGGCCAAGGCCAAGAUGAAGAACAAGCAGUUGCCUACUGCUGCAGCAGAAAAGACAGAGAUCACUGGAGACCACAUUCCCACUCCUCAGGACCUGCCCCAGAGGAAAACUUCCCUUGUGGCCAGCAAACUGGCUGGUUGAUGCAAGAAUGGAAACGGCAGUGCUUAGUUCACCCAAGUUCUCUCACCUCCUUUAACCUUAGUACUGUCCCCCUACACAUUAACAUUCUUACUUUCCUUUUUUUUCCUGUCUCAUCUACUCCAUAUAAGAGCUCUCACAGAAACAUUUGGAGCAGUAGAAAGGUGACAGUUGUAUCAUGCUGCUGGAGGAUGACUAUCUGUAUACAUAGUAUCCAGUGUCAGAGAAAAAUGGGCUAAAGCUAAGCAAAGUCUACUUGAAGGUUUAAAUGAUCUAGAUAUGAGGAUUAAAAGUGUACAUAUGUCCUAGUGUUGAAUCAUGACAGGAAUCAAUAUUUUAGAAAGUUUUACAUUUUUACUGCAUCAUUCCAUAUGUUGUCAUCUAAAUUAAGUAAUGUGCUUAAAUGAAAAGAUGCCCCUAAAAAAUCUAUGCUCCUUGUCCCAUCCUUGUUAUGGCUGUUAUAUUUUAUAUAAAUAAAAUAUAAAGUAUGGAACACAUAGCUAUUGCUAGGUCAUGUUAAAAAGAGCAUGAUGUGCAACACUAGGUUCGAAAAGACUGCUGCUUGCCCCGAUCUUAAAAAUAUUAAAUGGCCUUAAACCCUCAUUCAGCUUCUUCAGCCACGCUUUCUCUUGGGCAAUAUUUGCCCACUCCUGGAAACAUCCUUGUGAAUCCAUUCAGGAAUGUGUGCUGAAAACUGACCUGCGACCAGUCCCAUUAAGGAUUUUCUAGCUGGUAACUCACUAAACAAGAUGUUUGAAGUGUGCAUGUGCAUUGACUGUGCAGUCACUUUGUGCCAUUUGUUUUGUAAAUAAAAUAGUUUUGCACAAA